This is a messenger RNA of Corythoichthys intestinalis (scribbled pipefish), 9692 nucleotides long. RefSeq names its product neuferricin. Bases 691 to 1446 code for a protein of 251 amino acids. NCBI's taxonomy places the organism in Eukaryota, Metazoa, Chordata, Actinopteri, Syngnathiformes, Syngnathidae. The transcript is spliced from 5 exons. Gene Ontology annotation, cellular component: endomembrane system; membrane. The record is from RefSeq and is a predicted model, not a curated record.
AGUUAGCUUCUACCUCUUCACAUUCAUCUCUGGGCGCAUCCCUGCUUUCCAACAUCUCACAAAACUGUUCAACAUUGACCGACUCUUCUCCACGGUUUAACCGUUCCUCCAGCCACCGGACCAGGACUACCUCAUUCCCGGCUAGGACAGACUCCCGAAUGACGACUCCCGAGUCGCUAAUACGAGCCGCUGCUUCUCUCAGUUUCACUUGUUCGAAGAAGACGGCGGGGCUUGGGGGCCCACCAGCGGCCACAGAAACAUUCUUCGGUGCUCGCCUUCCGCCUCUCCCGGGACCGGAGCCUCCGACACCAGUGGCCGCAGAGGCCGGACUGUCUUCCGCCAAACCGGGGCUAUCCGUUCCCAUGUCUUCGUCGUCGCAGCUGCCUCCCCCGCCGCCGCUCUCUGCGUUGCCCAUGACUGUUUUACGUACGAUUCACCGAAUAACACUGUCGCUUUUACAGGACUGUACAAAAAAUGUUUCUACUAACCUACACUACUACCGCAUUGACGUACAGUACGUGGUGGACUUGCCUGAAACGUUGUUUACGUUAGCCAUAUGCGCAUGCCCAAUCUCUUCUUCGUUUACGGAAGUAUCUGCGAAGGCGCUAAUGGGUCAAUGAAAAUGUCGGAAAUUACAGCAUCAACAUUUAAACAAUGCGCUGCUAUGUAAUAUUGGCAAACAUUUAAACAAUGCUCUGCUAUGUAAUACUGUCAAUCUUAUCGGCGUGCUUGGCAGCGCUUUUCCUUCCUGGCCAGUGGUGGUUGAAAUCAGGAAGUAAAUCUAGACAGGAGUUACCGAGGCCACUCCUGAAUAGCCACGAGUUGUCGUUGUACGACGGCAAAGAAGGCAGCAAGGGUAUUUACCUGGCCAUACUCGGGCAGGUGUUUGACGUGCGCGAGGGUCGUAAGCAUUAUGGGCCUGGUGGGGCAUAUCACUUUUUGGCAGGAAAGGAUGCAUCACUGGCCUUCAUCACAGGAGAUUUUACAGAAAGUGGGUUGACAGAUGAUGUGUCCAGCUUGUCCCCAUUACAGGUGGUAGCCCUGUUUGACUGGCUGCUCUUUUAUCAAAGGACCUAUCAAAGUGUAGGUUUGGUGAUAGGACGGUUCUAUUCCAAAAGUGGAAAACCCACAGCGUUUCUAUUGCAUGUUGAAUCAUUGCUUGUAAAAGGCCAGCAACUCAAAGCAAAGACAGAAGCAGAAAUGCUUUACUACCCUUCCUGUAACUCACAGUGGAGUACAGCUAGGGGAGGGAGAGUCUGGUGCUCCACCCAGAGUGGUGGAAUUCAAAGAAGUUGGACUGGUGUCCCGCGAAAAUUAUUCUCAGUAGGUGCGAGUGGGUCCCGUUGCGUCUGUGUGGAAGAUCCAUCUACAGCCAACGAGAACCCCAACCUGCAGGAAUAUGAUGGCUGCCCGACACAUGAGGCCAUUCUCCAGAGCGAGCCAUAAUGGAGGGUCCCCUUUGUCAUCCACCACUGACAUAUCGGCUCCUCUUGUGCAAAUAGCAUCCACCACUAAUGGCAACUGGUUACUGAUGGCCAACUGCAGUGCUGUCUGUCCUUCCAGGGUCCUAACAGGGACACAAUAUUUUUUCGACAUUCAUUUUUUAAAUCUGCCAGUUAAUGUCCAUCUGCAAAUUUUUUUUUUUUAAAUUACCACAGAAAUAAAAAUUCUUGGUGGAAGCCGGAUAUGAAGAACAGAGGCAAAAACUGAAACUAUGUAUUAUUCAAAAUAAUAUUUUUUGUACAUUAUGGUAUGUAAAAAAUAAAAUUAAGCCAAUUAUUAUUAUGAUUUUUAUUCUUUAAAUUUUAUUUAUUUCUAUUUUAAUAUGAUUUUUUUAAUACUUAGAAUUACAAAAAUAUUUGUUAUUUACAGUGGUACCUCUACUAACGUAUGUCUCUACUUACGGAAUUUUCAGGUAACGAGACGCCUCAACGAGAAAAUAUUGCCUCGUUACAAAAGAAAUUUCAGUGUAUGAAAGAUAAUACAAAAAUACAGUAUGGUACAGUCCCACAGUUUACUGAACGUUUAUACAUAUAGUUGCUCUGCCAUUGGCUACUGCCUAGCACCGCCCUGGCAUCCAAUUGGCUAGGAGGGACCUCUACUGUAUGUGUAUGUGUGUAUCCCAGUAUCCCCUUCAUUCACCCCUCAGGCCAUGAGGUGUUCAGACAGCUGUACGUGUAUUAACUUUUAUUCUUUUUUACAUUAUACACAACUCUCAUUUUAUGUUAAUUGUGCAAAAAUGUAAUUGUAACAUGCAUUUGUUACGUACAUGUUUUGAUGCAUUUUUAUGCUUAAUAAAAGAAUUACGGCUGAAUUUCGGGAGGGGGCGGGGGUUGGAACGGAUUAGGGCAUUAACAUGGAAAACAUGUCUCUACAUGUGAUAUUUCAGUUUACGAAACUACUUCCAGAACCAAUUCAUUUUGUAAGAGGGGUUCCACUGUAUUUGGUACUGCCAUUUCAAUAAUGCACAACAAAGUAAAAUUAAACAAAACAAAACAAAAAAAAAUACAGUAUUUAACUUGAAACCAUUUUCAAAAUGUUAAGAGAAUACUAAGGGGCUGUGAGAUAUCAAUAGAACCGUUAUGUGACAAGAUAACAAAUAUUAAUAAAGUUAACAAAAAAUAAAUCACAUUCAAGAGCAAUUAUCGAAAAUUACGAACAUUUCCGAAAGUACUCCGGAAACAGCCGAAUGGAACUUUGACGUCACAGCCAGGAAACAAAAGGUCGAGGCAGGUGCCAUCGUUGUUUAUCGACGAGAGAGUUGUGUUCAUGUUUUAUCAAAAAAUCGCUAAAAUGGUUCAAACCUGUCAUGCUAUAUGGUGUACAAAUAGUCAUUUGUCGCAAUGUAGUACCCAUGAGUUCCCGAACGCAAGAAAAAGAGCUGGAUUACGCAGACAAUGAGUAAAGUUCGUCCAUGCAAAAAGGGCUAAUUUUGCAGACCCAGCCUCAGGCACGGUUUUGUGUGGUGCGAAUUUUACAUCUGAAAGCUAUUCCAACUAUGGACAAAUGAAAUCAAAUUUUGCUAAGAAAUUACUGCUGAAAGCAGAUGCGGUGCCCACCAUACACGCGCAGCCACCUAAAUGUCCCGAGAUAUCAAGAAAGAGGACGAUGACUGGCACUGACGAGACCACCCCAGGCUAAGCAAAGGAGGGGAGCAGCCAAGCUCGAAAUGGGUAGAGUGAGUACUCUUUUAUAAUAAAAAAACAUAUCACACAUUGGAUAUAGGACUGGACACAUGUAUAAAUUAUCGCUCGUAAAAUAUAUACAACAAAUCCUCUAAUCCCAUUCAUAUUUCUGUUUGUUGGCAGAGCGAAAACCUAUGAUAGCACAAUAAAUGAUAAUUAUUCUAUACAUUAUUUUGCGGUCACGGUGUAUCAGCUUCACAAAAAGAAAUGCAAAACAAACCAUUCGGUGUUUCCCACACGAUCUGUUGCCGGUGUUUCAUCAGUGUGAUUGCUCCCCUAAAUGAUCGUUUCAUUACGCUGCAUUGGCUUUCGUUUGGGCUCAAAUUGAUAACCCAAAACACCAAAGAAAGGUUCAUAACUCUCCUCGUCAUCAUUAGAAGAACGUUCGUUACGUCGGAUUCGUCGCUGCAACUAGAAACAAAAUUGUGUUUCCUAGUUGUGACGUCACGCACAAAAUAUGCUAGAUUUCCGGAAUCUCGGGCGCCGGUCGUUUUAGUUUGACAAUCGAUCCAAAUUUCUAUCAUUUUCUUGGUGUUGCGAUGUGUGUAAUUACACGAUGUGUGUAAUUACACGAAGUGGCAUGAUAUGAAUCCAAAAGGCAUGAGUUUAUGGAUAAAUAAUGGAAUAUUAGCAUUUCCCCAGGUGUUGUAAUACACUUUAAUAACAAUAAUCUGCUAUUGAUUCACAGACAUGCCCUUUGUACUUCAUUAUUACUACUUAACAAUUAUAUUUUGGUGUUCUGUCACUUUCAUUUGUGUUUCCGGAUGGUAAAUGAAGGAAUCAUUUCAAUUUCAUCUAUUUGUAGAGUGCUAAUAAAAAGCUAAACUCUCCAAAAGUAGAUUGAAAACAAGUACAACUGCAUCAACGUUUUCUCAUUAGGGAGUUACCUCACAUUGAUGUCUGCCUGGUGCUCAAGAAGGAAAAGGGCACUUUUGCUGUCCUGUCUUUGGAUAGCCAUGUGAAGUAGGGUUUGUCCAUUGGACAUGGUAUCAUUGAUUGAAGCUCCUGAGCCCAGUAGCUGAGCUGCUAUUGUGUGCAUACCUAACAAGAGCAAAUUGUCCAAUUUAAGACAAGCAGUCGGUAAGGUUGUGACCCGAGGAGACUGCAUACUUGUGUCAAGAAACAACUGCGUGGAGCAUUAAUUUUAAUUACACCGCAAUUUACCUGUCCAGAGGGCCAAGCCCAAUACUGUCUGGUCCAAAGAGUCUUUGAGACUGAAGUCUGGAAUGAUCUGGAAAUUAUUGGUGGCAUGAAGUGCAUUUGCUGCAACAUAAAGAAAAGAAAUAGGUUGAUUGACUAAAGAAAAAUAACAGAAAAAUGGUAUUCGUGUAUACAAAAUAUAUGACCUUUUUGCUCAAGGAUGACAGAGACCACAUCUGGGUGGUUGUUAGCAAUGGCCAUAUGCAGGGGGGUUUGAAAAGCCACACCAAGUGCAUCAUCAGGCAAAGCCUUAAGGGUCUGUAGGUUGGGGUUGGCCCCUUGCUGGAGCAGCUCUGCUGUAAGACUUGCAAGGCCAAAGCGACAAGCUGUAUGAAGAGGACUUUCCCCCUGGAAUUGGAUACAAUCCAUCAAAUUCAAAUGACCAAGCAUGUGGAUAAGAAGUGCAUAUUAGGGUAUGUCGUAAUCCCUAAUCCUUCGUGUAUUUUAAUCAAAGAAUGUUGGAGAGUUUUAGAAACUUGAGAACCAGUUCAAAUUAUGAAAAAAAUGCACCAUAAGCCCGCCUUAAAACAUUACAGAUUGGUUGAAGGAUUUUGUGAUAUAUCUGCUUAAUUAGUUGCUGGCUGGAAUAUAAAAGAAAAAAAACCAAAUAUAAAAUAAAUAAUAUGCAAAGCAUCAGUUUACUUUUUGUCCAAACAGCAAAUGUAAGAGAUGCUUUGUGAAAUGGGCAUUCCAUUCAUUUCGCGAUAACCCAUAGAUGUGUCAUACGCACCCAUUUGUUAAUAUGAUUGACCUUUGCCCCAUGAGUGGCUAGGAAAAGAGCAGCUGCCUCAUUGGCUGCACGAGCUGCUCUCUGAAUGAGGCAGUUCCCUGUUGAAAAUAAAAUCAAAAUUAGAUAAAAGUUCGCCUCCAUUUUGACAAAACUACUAAAAAACGAAAAAUUAAUAAACCCCCACCUGUUGAUGAGUCAGGCGCAUCGGUAUUGCUCCCUCUUUGGAUUAACUGUGCCGCAAAGCUGUUCUCAUCAAACGAGGUGCCAUUGACAACGGGAGCAUCGUCCUCGAAUGGAUUUACAGAGUUGUCUGAAGAAACUGUGAUAUACUGCAGCGCUAACCACAAAGCUGCACUGCCCUCAUGGUCCUUAAGUUCCAAGUCGAGCCUAAUAGCAUUUAACAAAGUUAGGCUUUGGUAGUAAUAAGUACAAUACUAAGAGCUAUUUGUCAAGACGCAUAUUCAAUUUCUUGGCAGAAAGUAACUCACUGUCUGCACUGUAGUAGCUGGCUGAAAACAGGCUCGUUUCCUGAAGCUACAGCUUCAUGCAAGGGAGUUCUAACAUAGUAAAAAAAAAAAAAUAGUUGAAACCAUGUCAAAGUCUUGCUUUAAAAACCCUUUUGUGUAAGAAAAAGAUUAUCGAACAUGUGACUGACCUGCCCUUGCUGUUUUGCAUGUUGGGAUUGGCUCCAGCUUUGAGCAGAGCUUCUGCAAUCCUUGCCAUGCCACUCAUCACUUCUGCUGAGUGUUUUUUGGGGCUAAAAGAACAAACGAGGUGGAGAGGGGUCUCCACCGCUCCCACAGUAGCGGCGUUCACCUGAGCUGAGUGACGGAUUAAGAAGACUGAGGCAAAUUCGUCACCUGAAAAAAGAGGAACGCUGUAAUGAAGGAAGACAGCUGAGUUUACAUGAGUACUGAUGUACAUGUUUGACUAAGUAUUUUUGAGGGCUGCAGCACCGAUGUAGAGCAGGGGAGUGCCAUUAUGUUAGCCAACCCAUAUAAACAUUUAACUUGUUGACAGCCAUGGACGGUACUAGAUGUCAAAUCCAUUUUGACUGGGAGGCGCGAACCAGGCAAAAAUAAAUACUGAAUAUAAAUAGAAACAUGGCGUGUAACUUCCCACCUCUUUGGAUUGCCUUAUGCAGAAGACUCCAUCCGCUCUGGUCCACCAUGUCCACAUCCGCUUUGCUGUUAACUAAAGUGGUGGCAAUACUUUCCAGUUUUCGGGAAAGUGCCAAGUCCAGAGCUAGAUCACCGUUGUUGUCAAGUUCAUUCAACUUGCGUGGCAACUAACAACAACAAAUACAAUUUUGAGCUCAGAAAAAAAGCGUAAUUCUAACCUGCAUUUAAGUAGCUCACCGAACUCAGGAAUUUCUAACUCAAUAGCUACCACAGACUGUGUCUACUCGUGACAAAUGCUUUAAAUUUACAGCAUAAGUAUGAAAAGAGAUUAUUAAGAAGCAAGAGAUUGCAACAGACCUGUGAGUCCAUCUCGAUGAGAUAAAGGAAAACCACAUCUUCACGCUCAACUUUGAUGGCUUUAUGGAGAGGAUAGUCUGUUUUAGACUUUAUCAUCUUGUACAAAAGUUGGGCACUCAUGGUGCUGAAAUCUUCUUUCCUCAGAUCAUCCUAAGAAAGACAUUUUGCAUGAACUCAUUGGCUGCCAUUGACGGUGAGAGACGUCCAAUCUAUCCAAUACUCCAAGUGGGAAGUUAACCACCCUCCCACUUCAAAUGGAUUGGACGUCAACUAGUGACUAACUCAUUUAAACAACAGAAAGAUGAAAAGAGCCACAUGAUUGGACAUCUGUUGUCGUCAGUGGCACUGCAAGAGCUAAUAUGAACUACUUUAUUUUUUUGGAGGGAACUCACCCAGUGACUGGCUAUGAUCUCUCCACAGUAGUUCAUCAGAGUUGUGGCAUUUAGCUCCUCAGCUGUUUGGUAGAAGCGAAUGCAGUUCCUGACAUUUACCGAGGACAUUACACCUUUUUCACACCUGUCACCAUGCACAGAAAAGCAUGGAAGUGUCACAUACGAAUAUCACAAUAUAUUCACUGGAUAAUGAUAUUAAACAACUUGCGCUUGUCCAUUCAUGUCUGCAGGAUCUAAUAUCAAAGCUGCAUCAAUUUCAUUCGUAACAUUCAUAAAUGCCUCUCCACCUUGUAAUUCAUCGCUUUCAAUCUUUAAGGGGAACUUUUAUUUUUUUCAAGAAUCUUUUCUAUGUGCCGGCAAAGGUCACAACAUUCAUGUUGAUAUUCUGAUAGUGGAAUAAUAAACCGGUUGCCUCGCACGGCCAGACUGUUCUCCCAGUAUUUUUCAAACACUGUGAGAAUAGUCUGGGACCCAGCCCAUUAACGGCCUCUCGAGCAAAGACAAAAUCAACCGUCCAAUCAGAUUUGUUUAUUUGCGUGACGUGUUCUUAACGAGCAAUGUCACUCUUCCGCGUCGAAAGUCGUCUCCAGAACAACACAGAUGGCGAACAGGAGAGCCGAGAAUAUGUUCCAAUCCACGGUAAAAUCAGUUUUAAAUUACCGAAAACACAUCGACAUAAGUCAUUGACAACAGUCUGUCUCGCGCUCGCCAUGUUGAAUAAACUCCGCUCUCCUCAUAUGUUUACUUCCGCGCACAAGUCCCUCGUCGCUUUACUAACGUCACGUCCGUCCGUAGAUGAUUGGUCCACUCCGCUGCCUGUUUGCUGUGGCUUGCUCCGCCCCGGAAAUUUUAUCCGCUGAAUGGUGGCCAGACUCAAUAGCUGGAACAACGGUGAGUCUGGUGUAACAGGCUAACAAACAGGCACAUCUAAAUAAUCUCAGGGGGCCGCCAUUUUGUCCAAUACCACCCUCUGCUGUCAACUAAAAGCAGCAUUGCAGCUGCUCUCUGGCAGGGAUGUGAAUGUCACAUGACCCAACUUGGAAAAGGGAUUUAUUGUGCAUCUGUGCUGGCUAGCAAACUAUGGGUUGAAUACAGUUUUGAACCCAAAAGUAUAACACAUCUUGGUCAGUACAGUGGCUAUGAAUAUAUGUUGGUAAUUUCUGUUCCUACUGCAGCGACGUAAAGUUUUGAAAAACUUUUAGAGAACAUAAAAAUAAAAUAAAACGAAAACGUACAGUGGUAUUUGAGCAUGGCUUCUUCUGCCAUAUGACAAUGCAUUCUUUUGCAACCGAGCAAUUUAGUUGAUUGCAUGCCGUUCAUAACUUCGUAACUCAUAAACUGAGGACCUUCUGUAUUUGUGACAGGCUGACCUUUCUCUGAGAAGCUGAAGCUGGAAGCGGUUGGCCAGCUUCAUCAAGUCAAUGAGAAAUGCGUCAUCUUCACUAAGCUCCAAAUCGUCCGUGUAUGCCCAGCGUAACAUCGCCAUGGCAACCUCAGGUUUGCAAUCUGCAGACAUUUUUUAUGUAGUGAAAGUUAGAGAGCGACCAAUUAAAAUUCUCAGAACAAUAUUGGAACAUCCAAUGGACCCAUCAAAUCACACCAUUAACAGUCUUGUGGGAACGCGACUUUGAGGAAAUGUUCGUCACCCUCCAUUAACAUUUAUGCUAGGGAUGCGCUGAAAUGAACAUGCUCGUUUGAAACCGAAACCUGAAACAUCAAAAUGAAUUAUAAUACCUUGUUUUUUAAAUUCAUUUUGUCCACAAUUUGCAUGAGUGUCAAACCUUAAAUUACAUAAUUCUUCCCACUCAGGAAAAAAUGCUGCAAAAAUUGCAUUACAAAAUAAAAGCAGACUAGACGCCACAUGUUAUACACACAUAUUAAAGUUGUCUUUUUACAAACAUUGAUUUAUCGUGAUUAUUAAAAGUCAAAAGUGUGAUUUGGCUUUUAAGAAAUUGUCAAUCAGAAAACAAUGCCUAUUUCAUUUGCCAUCUUAAUGUGCAAACACACUGCAAUGACAACGACUACUAAUUUCCUGUUAACCAGGACUCUGGUGUCAUUUUCUGCCUCUCAGUACCACAAUCACCCACCAGAUAGGUCCAGUUCAGAGGUGUUGGCCAUAUUGGUGAGACUCCAGACGUCACUGCGAGCAGCCAGGACAAAUUUAUGGGCACUGAGCCUAUCCCCAUCAAUCUUCACUUUCAAAUCACUGCAAGGAAGGACACAGAAACACAGAGACAUGUUUAGAUGGCGAAUUAGGAAAAAAAAACAAAAAAACUAUUCUCUAGAACAAAUCAAGAUGCCAACCUAGAGCCGGGCAGUUUACCAGAGAUUUUUCAUGACAUAAUUUUGACCAUGUGGGUAAAUUCGUUUUCUUAAUGAAACGAAAACAUUUAAAGUGUUUUCAGCCUGUUUUGACUAUGUGUUGUUCAGCUAUGCAAAUUCCCCUUUAAGAAAGUUCCAUCUGUGUGCUUACGAGUGAAGUCAGGUGCCAAUUAGUAAAAACAAAUAGAAGCAUGUUGCUAUCAAAUGGUGUGCUAACGCUACAAGUGAACGUGAUGGAGUUGGAUAAUAGUUAAAUGGCUACCACCUGUAGACGUUUCGCUUAUGUCAGACAUUUUGGCAUAGUAAUGGAAACAAAUGCGCUCUGUGUGGGACGUGAGGUCACCAUAAACAACGACAGCGGCUCCAACGUUGUCGAAGCGGCUGA